This is a messenger RNA of Gastrolobium bilobum, 1338 nucleotides long. RefSeq names its product probable pectinesterase 29. Gene Ontology annotation, biological process: cell wall modification. The record is from RefSeq and is a predicted model, not a curated record. Lineage: Eukaryota; Viridiplantae; Streptophyta; Magnoliopsida; Fabales; Fabaceae. The coding region runs from base 1 to 1338 and encodes 445 amino acids. Gene Ontology annotation, molecular function: pectinesterase activity. The transcript is spliced from 7 exons.
AUGGUUCUUCGUUGGUGCUACUUUGCAUGUCUCUUUCUCUUGGUGGCUUUGAAACUAGAGCUAGCUAAUGCUCAAUUUUACCUAAAUGACGAAGAUGAACCCGUCACCUUCAAGACAAUAGUUGUGGAUCCAUCUGGGAAUGGAAACUUCAUUACCAUACAAUCUGCUAUUGAUUCAGUUCCUUCCAAUAACAGACGUUGGAUUUUGAUCAAGGUGGCGGCAGGUAUCUACAGGGAAAAAGUGAAAAUUCCGUUGGACAAGACUUUCAUCGCACUAGUAGGAGAGAAAAAUAAGGACACUAUUGUUGAUGGGAAUGACCAUGCUUCAACCGCUGAAAGUCCAACGAUCGAAUUCCUUGCUGACAAUAUUUUUGUCAAAUACAUGAGUUUUAGGAAUUCAUACAACAAUCCAUUAAAAAUUAAUGACGUGGCAAGUGACAUGGCACCUGCGGUAUCUGCGAAGGUAUGCGGUGACAAAAUUUACUUUUAUAGAGUUGGCUUUUUUGGUUUCCAAGACACUUUGUGGGACGAAUCAGGAAGACAUUACUACAAGUUUUGUACCAUAGAAGGUGCUGUUGAUUUUAUCUUUGGUGCAGGCCAGGCUCUGUUUGAGAGGUGUACCAUAUCUGUUAUUGAUGCGUUACUGGGUCCAGAUAGGCCUGGUUUCAUCACAGCACAUGGGAGAAAUAAUCCAAACGAUGCAACUGGUUUUGUUUUCAAAGAUUGCAAGGUUUUUGGAAAUGGGAAAACUUACUUAGGAAGGCCUUGGAGAGAUUACGCUAGAGUUCUUUUCUAUAAGACCUAUAUGUCCAACAUUGUAAAACCUACUGGUUGGGAAGCAUGGCAUUCCGUUGGACAAGAGGAUCGCGUAACAUUUGCUGAGUAUAAGAAUUUUGGGCCUGGUGCUGACACGUCCAAUAGAGUGAGUUGGACUAAGAAGUUGGAUUUAUCAACGAUUAAUAAGAUGGCAAGUUUGGAUUUCAUUGACGAUGAAGGAUGGCUUUCGACCUUUGGAGAACAUUAUUUUCACUGUUUCCUAGAGUUUCUAAGCUCAAUUGAGCUUUCGAUUCGAGUUCGUUUGAAUUUUCUGCUCACAAAUGACUCAUUUUUGGAUUUUAGUUGGACAUCAUGUUCACUUGUUAAGAGAGCAAGUGCUCAUAAGAAGAAGAAGAAUAAUAAUAAGCAGGAGCAACAGAGGGGAUCAUCCUCUGCGGUCAGUCGCAUGGAAGAAAGUGUUGCGGACUUCAACAAUGUUCGCCCACUUUGCAUAAAUAACCACUGGGGUGCUAAAUUGGAUGACUUGGAGAAACGUCUUCGUGAGCUUUCACAUACCAUUUGA